UCAUAUACGUAUGUCAGCUGAAAAUAAAUUGGGUUCAUCGGAAUUCUCUGAAGUUGUACAGGUCACCACACUAGAGGAAGUACCCUCCGCACCACCCCUCAAUGUAAGGGCGGAAGCAAAAAGUUCAACGGAGAUUGCUGUUUCCUGGGAUGCACCAGACCGUGACCACUGGAAUGGUAUACUAUUGGGCUACUACGUGGGCUAUCAAAUGUCUUUAACGCCCGAGGAUAUGGAAAUCAAUCCCACACUGGGUUUUAGUUUCAAAACCGUUGAAGUACGUUCACACUAUGGCGGUGAGACUGUUUUAAAUAAUCUCAAUAAAUACACCGAAUACCAUGUGAUUGUACAGGCCUAUACAAGUCAGGGUAGUGGACCACCUAGUAAGGAAAUUGCUGUACAAACAUUAGAAGAUGUGCCAUCUUCACCACCUGAAAGUCCACAAUGUGAUGUUUUGGGUUCAACAUCCAUUUAUAUAACAUGGUCACCACCCGAUAUUGAUGGACAAAAUGGUAAAAUUAAAGGCUAUAAAAUAUUUUACAUAUCAACAGAAGACUUGUAUG
Messenger RNA from Lucilia cuprina (Australian sheep blowfly), 560 nucleotides. RefSeq names its product Down syndrome cell adhesion molecule homolog. The annotation marks the transcript as partial. Gene Ontology annotation, molecular function: protein binding. Lineage: Eukaryota; Metazoa; Arthropoda; Insecta; Diptera; Calliphoridae. The record is from RefSeq and is a predicted model, not a curated record. Gene Ontology annotation, biological process: cell-cell adhesion. The transcript is spliced from 2 exons.